ACUAUCGGAAGUACAAAGAAAAACUUCUGCUGUGAAGAACUCACUUGACUCCAUGUUGCAUGACCUGUAUUAUGAUUUCGGACAAAAUGGGGAUUACAGUAGUCAAACGGAAACCACGCAAAACUACCGACGAGCUCGAAGAGCCAUUAAUUAUGCUAAUAGUAUUCAUGACACUUUUAAGGAGAUUUCAACUGUUGUUACUGGUCGAAUAGGAAAUUCAUUAAAUUUGACUAAAUCAUUUAAGGAUGCUGGAUUGAUAGAAGUGAUACAAUUGCAACGACCAGCAUCGUAUGAUGAAGAAAUAAAGUCUAUUCAAGUAUUUUUCAAUAUUCUUGAUGCCAGAAUAUUCGAGGCCAGUGCAAUCGCAACCCAAGUUAAUAAUGACUUAGCAGCGGACAACUGGAACUUGCAUGGGCUUGCCGGUGUACUUGAUGGCAUAAAAACUAAUAAAAAAGUAUUCAACAUGAGCCCCACAUCAUGGAGCUGGAUUAUUCCAAGCUUUGAAGAAUUAGUUCGACAAUGCAAUAAUUACGUAUCAUGGCACAGUGAAGGUACGGAUCCGGGAUAUCAUACCAGGCCGAGGAGAGCUAUCACCGAAGCAUGUGAUGAGCAGCGAAUGGAGGCAAUGUUGGCUGAACCGCAUUCUUCAAAUACUACAGUUGCAGUUUUGGUUCGCAGAGCUCAUUCUAUUGUCAAAUCAAUAAAUUGUCUGUAG
This is a messenger RNA of Drosophila busckii, 715 nucleotides long. RefSeq lists its product as uncharacterized. The transcript is spliced from 2 exons. Lineage: Eukaryota; Metazoa; Arthropoda; Insecta; Diptera; Drosophilidae. Bases 53 to 715 code for a protein of 220 amino acids. Gene Ontology annotation, biological process: hemolysis in another organism. The record is from RefSeq and is a predicted model, not a curated record.